GUUCUGUGUUCGCUGCUGUUAAUUCCUUCCACAGAGAUACAUGCCCUUUAAUUGUAAAAGCCGAGGCUAUUCUCUCCUAGUUCUGAAUCUAUCAACACUGCCUGUAGGCUAAAUAGUGCCUAUCAGAUCGGUGUAGUUUGAUUUUGAUGAGCUCUUCCAAGUGGGUGAAUUCACAGUUAAACUUCUGCUUCGACUCUGCACAACUAGAGGCAACAGUUUAAAACGUGGAAAGGCUGCAAGGUUAGACUGAUCUUAUUUCAAGAGGCAUCUGUAUGCUUUUAAAACUAAAACUCCCUUUAAUGGCUCCAAGGUGGUUGUCCCGUGUAAAGUACCUGGUGAUGAAAUGGAAAUUCAUUUUAUUAUUCCUCACGAUCUUCGUCAUCAAUCCAGAAUUGGGCCUCAGUUUCUUCAGGUUUAUGGAAGGGCUUCUUCCCAUGGAUAUGUGCCAUUUGCCCAAAGGAUUUAAAUUAAAACCUGGAAACCAUGUGGAUAAUUACCUGGAUUAUUGGAGCAGAACUGAUGUUCAGACCUGUACAAAAUGGAAAGCUCCGAUCCUUUGGGAUGGGACCUUCAAUCCCACCCAUUAUGAUGAAAUGUACAAGAAUCAAAAUGUUGUUAUUGGUCUCACAGUCUUUGCAGUUGGCAAAUACCUGGACCUGUACUUGGAGACUUUCCUGGCGUCGGCUGAUGAACAUUUCAUGCCAGGAUUCUCGGUCAUAUAUUAUGUAUUCGUAGAUGACUUGCUGAAGUUUGAAAGGUUGAAUCUGCGGCCGAGUGCCAGAAGCAAGGUCAAGAGCUUCCAGGUUAAAGUGCACAAGCGUUGGCAGGACAUUUCAAUGUCUCGCAUGGAGACUAUCAGCAAGCUCAUUGAGGAUCAUGUCCGGCACGAAGCCAGUCAUGUAUUCUGCUUCGAUGUGGAUCAGCGAUUCCAAGGACGCUUCGGCACAGAGACACUCAGCGAGUCGGUGGCUGUCCUGCAUGCCUGGUACUACCGGAGGCCAAAGUUUAUGUACAGUUACGACCACAACCCCCAAUCGGCAGCUUACCUGGGCACCAAGGGGGAUUUCUAUUACCAUGCCGCCGUGUUUGGUGGGACUUGGCAGAGCGUCUGGAACCUGACUGAAAGCUGCUCCCGGGGAAUCCUGCAGGACAAGCAGAAAAAUGUGGAGGCUGUUUGGCAUGACGAGAGCCACCUCAACAAAUACUUCUGGCUACAUAAACCCACCAAGGUCCUGUCACCAGAAUACUGCUGGGACCGCAAGAUCGGAUGGCGAUGGGAUAUCCAUGUGGUCCGAAUGUUGUGGUCCGUAAAAGAGUACGACAUCAGUCGGCAAACGGACUGAACGUUUGGAAAGGAGUUUCUGUUGAUUUUUUAAAAAAUAGUGGAUGGCUUGAGAUCAGGGAAUGAUGAGAGAGGGCAGUGCAUUAUCCCUGUUCUCUCUUGCAAUCUCUGGCUCUAGCUCUUGCUCUCUCAAACACAAACAGUAUGGGUUAGGUAUAUGAUGUACUGGUCCCAAAGUAUGCCUUAACCUCGCAAUCUCAGGAGAUGGUUUGUUAUUUUAGCCAUUGUGACAUUUGCCCCUCCAGACAAGAGCUGGGUCACCUGGGACACCUUAUGGGUCUGCUGACACUACCCUACUCCCUCGGCCUCAGCUGGUGGUCAGAUUGUCAUCCAUUCUUGGCUCUGACUUUACACCUCCCAAGGGUGAAAGGAUAUAGUGGAGAUAGAUGGCUGUUCUUCAGGAUUAUAGAUACUGAAGAGGUACAUGAGCUGUUCAAGAUGAAGUUGAAAGGCAAGUUUAGACAGUGUUUGGAACAAGAGGAAAGCUCACAUGAGAAUCAACAGCCUGAGGACUCACUGAAGGGCUAAUAUCCAGCUACCACUUACUUAAGGAGACUGUGCAUUCUAUGGAUAGUGAUUGACCUUUUACACAAUGACUGGCUGGCUGAUUUAGAGAGUAAACUAGCAGCUGUGAGAAAUCUUACUUUUACUGAUCGCUGUUUGAAACACAUUGAGAUGCUUCGAGCAAUCAAAAUGAAAGAGGACAAGGGCCUUUCAGCUAACAGUCGAAGUCAAGCUUCUUGAAAUCAACUACUUACCUGCCAACCUCUGUGCUACUGCUGUUACCCACUGUAGCAGUCGCAAGGCCCCACUGUCAUUGUGCACUCAAAAACUGAUCCAUAUAUCUUUUUAAAAUUUUUAUUUUUUAACUUGCUUCUUAUUUCUCUGUGUACAUGUUUUGUGUUUUCAUUCCUUUUCACUUUCAAUGACUAAUAAGCUCACUCUUCCAUUAAAAAUAUUUACAAGGAUGUUGCUGGGGUUGGAGGGUUUGAGUUGUAGGGAGAGGCUGAAUGGGCUGGGGCUUUUUUCCCUGGUGUGUUGGAGGCUGAGGGUAACUUCAGAGAAGUUUAUAAAAAAACAUGGGGUAGGGGAGGUGAGGGUGAUGGAUAAGGUGAAUAGAUAAGGUGUUUUUCCCAGGGUAGGGGGGUCCAUAACUAGAGAGCACAGGUUUAGAGUGAGAGGGGAAAUAUUUUAAAAGAUUAAAAAGACAACUUUUUCACGCUGAGUGUGGUGCAUGUAUGGAAUGAGCUGUCAGAGGAAGUGGUGGAGGCUGAUACAAUUACAACAUUUAGAACAUAGAACAUUGGAACAUAGAACAUUACAGUGCAGUACAGGCCCUUUGGCCCUUGAUAUUGCGCUGACCUGUCAUACCAAUCUGAAACCCAUCUAGCCUACACUAUUCCAUGUACAUCCAUAUGCUUGUCCAAUGACGACUUAAAUGUACCUAAAGUUGGUGAAUCUACUACCGAUGCAGGCAAAGCAUUCCAUACCCUUACUACUCUCUGAGUAAAGAAGCUACCUCUGACAUCUGUCCUAUAUCUAUCACCCCUCAAUUUAAAGCUAUGCCCCCUCAUGCUUGCCGUUACCAUACUUGGAAAAAGGCUCUCCCUGUCCACCCUAUCUAACUCUCUGAUUAUCUUAUAUGUCUCUAUUAAGUCACCUCUCAACCUGCUUCUCUCUAACAAAAACAGCCUCAAGUUCCUCAGCCUUUCCUCGUAAGACCUUCCCUCCAUACCAGGAAACAUCCUAGUAAAUCUCCCCUGUAACCUACAACAUCCUUCGUCACUAUCCACAACUCCACUGACCUUAGUGUCAUCUACAAAUUUACUAACCCACCCUUCUAUGCCCUCAUCCAGGUCGUUUAUAAAAAUGACGAACAGCAGUGGACCCAACACUGACCCUUGCAGUACACCACUAGUAACUGGACUCCAGGAUGAACAUUUCCCAUCAACUGCCACCCUCUGUCUUGCUGAACGAAGACAAUUACUGAUCCAAACUGCUACAUCUCCCACAAUGCCAUUCCUCCGCAGUUUGUACAAUAGCCUACUGUGGGAAACCUUAUCGAACGCCUUGCUGAAAUCCAUAUACACCACAUCAACCGGUUUACUCUCAUCUACCUGUUUGGUCACCUUCUCAAAGAACUCAAUAAGGUUUGUGAGGCACAACCUACCCUUCACAAAACCGCGCUGAUUAUAUCUAAUCAAAUUAUUCUUUUCGAGAUGAUUAUAAAUCCUUUCUCUUAUAACCUUUUCCAACACUUCACCAACAACUGAAGUAAGGCUCACUGGUCUAUAAUUGAUUUGGAGAUGCCGGUGUUGGACUGGGGUGUACAAAGUUAAAAAUCACACAACACCAGGUUA
Hemiscyllium ocellatum (epaulette shark) is the source of this 3702-nucleotide messenger RNA. Its product is annotated as N-acetyllactosaminide alpha-1,3-galactosyltransferase-like. Gene Ontology annotation, biological process: carbohydrate metabolic process. Gene Ontology annotation, cellular component: vesicle; Golgi apparatus; membrane. The record is from RefSeq and is a predicted model, not a curated record. Lineage: Eukaryota; Metazoa; Chordata; Chondrichthyes; Orectolobiformes; Hemiscylliidae. Gene Ontology annotation, molecular function: hexosyltransferase activity. The transcript is spliced from 5 exons. Bases 273 to 1343 code for a protein of 356 amino acids.